CAAAAUGGUGCAUAUCCAGCAGACGCCAGUGAGGAGAGGCAUUCGGAGCAAAUACAGCAAGGACAGUCGUAUGCAUACAUCAUGUCAAUAGCACAUCGAAUGAAGUUGUCCCCUAACAGUUUGGUAUCAAGUGUUGAAGGAAGGUUGUUCCAUAAUGUAUUUAACCACCUGGUCGAUGCAAUUCUAUCUUCUCAGACUGUUGGGAGUGAAGAUAAGGCUAUAGAAGUGAACAUCAGCUCGGAUGGGUCGCCUCUUGUUGGUAGAGAAUGUCUCCUAAGGAAAAUCUUGGCUCUCCUGCUCUGCAUGGCACGUCGGCGCCUUUAUGAUCCACUAUCUGACACUGAAGUUGUGUACUACAGAGAAAUUAAGAGACAUAUCAGAUGUGUUAUUGCAUACCAUGGAGCGAAGGGGAAAUCGGAAGAUGUCCAGUGGGCAUAUUCAACGGAUCCUGCAGGUUAUCAUAGUUUGUCAUGUUCACAAACAAUAUCAGCUGUCGAGGAGCUUAUAGAGUUAACGGGCUCUCUUGCAGAGUUGAUCCCGCAAUUUCAAGAGUUGGGUCAGAACAAUGGUAAGUGAAGUUCAUGUUUUUACUCAAGGCCAACCAAUCCUCCGGGUUUUUUUUAUGCUGUCUGUUUAUGUUUUCAUACUCCUGCUUCCUGUAGCAGUAUUGCUUGUCGAACCAGUUUUAUUUUGUUGCACAAUGUACUAGGUUGCAUUAUCGGACCAAAAACCAUCGGGUGGACAGCGCCCGCGUCGUUCCUGGGGGCGGCUCGGGCGAAACCCUAGCCGCCGCCGCCCCCGACCUCCCCAGCCCUCCUCUCCCCUCGCCGUCGCCGGAGGAAGCCGGUGGACAAAGCCCGUCCGGCGGACGGCGGCGGCGGGGCUUUCCCGUGGUUGGCUGGUUGCGGCAGCAGAUCAAGGCGCGUGGGCGAGGAUGCGGAGCGGGAGGCGCCUAGGCGUGCGGCGGCGCGAGGAGCGGGCUGCCAGGUGGCGCCUGGGUGAGCGGCGUCGGUUGGCGGUGCAGAUCCAGGCCUGCGCGGCUGCGGCGUGCUGUUUCCGGGCAGCGCAGCGGCGGCGGCCUUCGGCGCAGCUCUGCGAGCCCUCCAGCGGUGCUCCUCAACUAUCGCACAACGUCACGACGCCGGGGCGAGGCCGCGACGUCGAGGAGGCAGCACAGAGGCCACGAGGGAGGCGCAAAGGCCGCGAGGGCGCGGGGGAGCGUGGCCCGGCGGUUCGGGCCGCAUCUGGGCCUGAACCGGGCCAGAUCUGGGGCGCGUGCGGGCUCCUUGGUGGCUGGCUUCGGUGCAGCGGUUGCUGUUGGCCGGAGGUGCCAGUUUGGGGGCGAGUGUUGGUGGCUCCGGCUGGGGCGCGAGGUGGCUGCUGCCCCGACGGAGCGAGGCAGCGAGGGGCUUGUGGCGGCGGGCUGGAUCUGGCCUCGGUGCAGGCCGCAUCUGGGUGCAAUGUGAAGAUGCCGCUGCUGCUCGGGCUUGAUCUGGGUCUGAGAGGGCAGCGGUGUGUUGCGUGGUUCUGCGGGGGGUGGACGUCGAUGUGUGCAGAGUUGCAGCAGCGUGCUUCUGUCAUGUAACGAUGUGGUCAGAGCCGAAGUGUCAGUGGAGCUUCUUCUGUGUCCAUUUGUGGUGAAGUCGGUGUCACCGGUACGAGGGCUGUGUCGAUGACGAUGCCACCGUGGUGGACGCGCUGCGUGUUUCUUGUGGCAUGGUGGUGACGGUGCUUCGCGUUUGGUGGGGUCAAUGUGCGGCUAUUUGCUUGGGCGUCGGUGUGUGGGCCGAUUGUUUGGCAUAGAUUGACGCGGGCUUCGAGCGACUGCCGUGGCGAGGGCUUCGUCGAUGGUCAUGUGUGGUGAAGUCGGAGUCGCCAGCUCGGAGAGUGAUGUGUGAUGACGAUGACACUUGCGAACAAUCUCGAUGACGGUUUUUCUUCUCGACAGCUCAUGUGGAGUGCGUUUGGUAGCCAGGUCGGCUUAGUGGUGUCCUAAGGAUUGUCAUCUGUAACGGAUCUUGGGAGCGUUGUAACGGUUUUUGCCCGGUUUUCGUUAAUUAACCGGGACUCAAAACUUCUUCUUAAUUAAUGAGAUGAGGCAAAGAUUUUGCUUCCGUUUCGAAAAAA
This is a messenger RNA of Brachypodium distachyon (stiff brome), 2127 nucleotides long. RefSeq lists its product as uncharacterized. The record is from RefSeq and is a predicted model, not a curated record. Lineage: Eukaryota; Viridiplantae; Streptophyta; Magnoliopsida; Poales; Poaceae. The transcript has 3 exons. Bases 82 to 576 code for a protein of 164 amino acids.